Sinocyclocheilus grahami is the source of this 3149-nucleotide messenger RNA. Its product is annotated as anthrax toxin receptor 1-like. Gene Ontology annotation, molecular function: transmembrane signaling receptor activity. Bases 88 to 2064 code for a protein of 658 amino acids. Gene Ontology annotation, cellular component: cell surface; plasma membrane. Lineage: Eukaryota; Metazoa; Chordata; Actinopteri; Cypriniformes; Cyprinidae. The transcript has 18 exons. The record is from RefSeq and is a predicted model, not a curated record.
CCUGUGGAACCUUAAUUUUCUCUCAUGGUCACUUUUGUAUUUUGCCUGUAGUCCUGAUUUAGCUUGACUCAAACAGUGCUUUACAACAUGUGCAGACUUUGGAGGAUAGCAGUUUUGCUCUGUGUCAAAUUGGUGGACACUGCGAAUGGAAAUACAGGACUCGUGCCGGAAAGAGGGACAGCAGCUUCCUCCUGCUAUGGAGGUUUUGACCUCUACUUUGUACUAGACAAAUCAGGAAGUGUGCAGCAUCACUGGAAUGAAAUAUAUAACUUUGUGGAACAUCUGGCCCAUAAGUUCAUAAGCCCUCAGCUGCGGAUGUCCUUCAUUGUGUUCUCCGAUCAGGGCAAGAUUUUAAUGCGGCUUACAGAAGACAGGGAACAAAUACGGAAAGGUUUGGAGGAACUCGAGAAAGUGCAGCCAGGUGGAGAUACUUUUAUGCAUGAAGGCAUUCAGCGGGCCAGCGAACAGAUUUACUAUGGUAACACUGAGGGAUACCGCACAGCCAGUGUGAUCAUCGCCCUCACAGAUGGAGAACUGCAUGAAGAUCUCUUCUAUUAUGCUGAGAGAGAGGCCAAUCGCUCUCGCAGCCUGGGUGCCUCUGUGUACUGCGUAGGAGUGAAGGAUUUCAAUGAGACUCAGCUGGCCAAGAUCGCUGACAGCAAAGAUCAUGUCUUUCCAGUAAAUGAUGGCUUUGAAGCUUUACAAAGUGUCAUUGGUUCGAUCUUGAAGAAAUCCUGCAUAGAGAUCCUUGCUGCAGAACCUUCCAGUAUCUGUGCUGGAGUUUUUGUUUCCUGUUUGUUUCCCUCCACGAUCAUGGAAAUCGCAGCUCGUUUCUCAGCCUUAGCCAGCAGAGAUCUUCCCUUCUUCGAGUAUGCCUGGGAAUUCUGCAGGCUCGCCGCGGCGACGGCAUUGGAUGACUCCCCCAUCAAUUCGCUGUUCUGGCUCUGGGCCAACUACCAUUGCCCCAUGGACCUCCCAGACACCACGGGACUAUAUUUGAUUGUGUAUUUGUCUUUUUUAUUAGUGGUGAAGCCAUUGGUAGUGGAGGACACGUAUCUGCUCUGUCCAGCUCCUGUUCUUCGAGAGGAGGGAACGGCAGCCUCCCUUUACGUUAGCAUGAAUGAAGGGCUGAGUUUUAUCUCUAGUUCUGUUACUAUCACCACUGUAAGCUGUUCUGAUGGUACGAUCUUGGCCAUAGCACUACUGAUAGUGAUGCUACUGCUGAUUCUGGCUCUCCUCUGGUGGUUUUGGCCUCUCUGCUGCACUGUGAUUAUCCAUGAACCUCCACCACCAGUAGUGGAAGAUAGUUCGGAUGAUGAAGAGGAUGGAACUCCAAAGAAGAAGUGGCCCACAGUCGAUGCGUCUUACUAUGGAGGAAGAGGAGUUGGAGGCAUUAAAAGAAUGGAGGUUCGCUGGGGUGAGAAAGGUUCGACCGAGGAGGGUGCUAAACUGGAGAAGGCAAAGAAUGCGAGGGUGAAGAUGCCUGAGCAAGAGUUUGAAGCUCCUCCUGCUCGCAUCCUAAAUAAUGGCAUGCGGAAACCUCCAGGCCCUCGUAAAUGGUACUCGCCCAUUAAGGGAAAACUGGAUGCAUUGUGGGUACUUCUGAAGAAAGGGUAUGACAGAGUGUCCAUCAUGCGACCACAACCUGGAGACAAGGGUCGCUGUAUGAACUUCACUCGCAUCAAGUCUAGUCCUCCUCCACGCUAUCCAUCCUACAACCACCAUUCUUCACCUAUCUACACCCCUCCAUGCACCCUCAGCCCGCCCCCUCCUCAGGGCCAGCUGCCCCCUCCUCCACACAGUCCACCUGCCUCUCUGUCCUCCGGCUUUCCCCCGGCACCUUCUACGCCCCCACCUCAUGCCAUCAACCCUUCUCCACCCAUUACUCCUCCUCCAUCCUAUUCUCCGCCCCCCAUCUGGUCUUCGUCUCCUAACACUCUCUACUUUUCUCCGCCCACAUCUCUUCCACCAUCCCCUCCUGCCUCGCUGCCCCCACCCCCUCAAGCCCCGCCUCCAGAAAGAGCUCCUCCUCCAGAUCGCCCACCUCCUCGGCCUUGUGUGUAAUGCGGCACAUCUGAGUGGACUACUGAGGACUGGAAGUAAACAGGAAAUAUAAAUGUUCCAUAUCCUCCUCAAAAUUCCGUUGCUGUGUGGCCUAACGCAAUAAAACUCGAUACAAAGACUCACCUGUGGCAUCAAGGGCAUUUGCUCCUCUGAUAGAACAAUGAAAUGGAACACAAGCCACCAUGAAACUCUGCAGAGAGCAACACUCAGAAUCACACACACCAGGCAUCGCAAAGAAAUGGAAAAUUCACCUACAGAGCUUCUCAGCAGGCGCCAUUUGUGAGUUUAACCAAGCUUUGAGAAUGGAAGUGGCUGGUUCCAUUAAUGGAUUCAUGGAUGUUUCACAAUUGUAUGCACAUGGGACCAUCUCAUGAAGGAGAUUUCCAUAAAAGAGGAAAGAGGAGUAACUUUUUGGGAGCUUUCUCAUUCAAAGCGAUUGAGAAAAUAUAUGCACGUUUUUGACAAGCGUCACCAUAUACAGGUCAUCUUUAUUAAGUGGCAAAAACUAAACAUUGGGUCUCAUUUACUAAACAUUGCAUGGGUUUAUACACACUUAUACAGACAGAAAAAAAAUGUAACCAUGCACAUGAAUUGGUUUUUAACUUUCUAAUGUGGAAAGACCGCAUACCCUUGGUUACUAAUUUGCAUAAACACACCAAUCUCUAUAUAAGGGUUUGAUGUAGAAUAGAGCACAACAGUUGGGUUCUGGAAGAAAAACAGCAUUCAUUACCAAUGUUUCCAUCCACCUACUUUUAUGUGCAUUAUCGGCAAAAAACAAACAAACAAAACAAAAUUCUGAAUGGAAAUGCCAAGAUAUGCCUAAAUUCUAAAAUGCACAUAAAAAACCUAUGAGCUCAACUAAAUCGGAUAAAUUUUUUUUCUAAUAAGAAAACAUGCACAUAAAUUAUGAUGGAAACACAUUUACAAAAUUAAUUCUGUAAUGCACAUCAAAAAUGACAUGCAAUGACAACUGGAUUGAAACUCACUUUAUUCGCGAAUGUUUUAGGUGAUAUUCCAAUUUUGCACAUAAGUUAAAUUCACAACUUUGUAUGGAAACUUGUGCUGUCGAACAAUUAAUCGCGAUU